CAUAAUGAUAUAAUUUGAUAUCAUGCAGUUCGGGAAUUAAAUGACUUGCAACCAGAUGAGCUUCUUGCACUUUUUAGCUAGAUCCAUGGCGAUACCAUACUGCUGAGCUUGCCUACAAUCUUAUACAGUGUAGUUCGUCAGCAGUGCCUUGAAACGUAUCAGGCUUGCAGGGUUCAAAUUCGAGUCAACAGCUGGAGAGGAAAUCUUUAGUGGGGUUAAUGACGACCACCAGCCGAGGAAGCUUCCCUGGCAUCUUUCAACAUCAGCUAUCUCAACUGCAUCCACGUUGAUGUAGUCAAGGUAGACCGCACCUCAACCCUAGCUGCUACUCUCCCAUUCGCAUCAGUCAUCGGCACCAUGUCGCUGAUACAGCUGUCGCGACUGAUCGACCUGCCCGACUCGGACCUACAACAAGUCCUUGACUACGCCCAGACGCUUUCCAAGCCGGAAGCAGCAGACCACUUCAAAAACCUACUGGGCGACUCGCCACAGGCGAUUGAGUUCAUCUCGAGCUUCAACUCGCGCCGCAAGGAUCCCAAAGCCCCAGCCGCAUCUUCCUCGUCGACCGCGUCUCAGUCGCAAAGCUACGCAAGUGCAAGUGGAAUUGACGCCGUUCCCAAGCCUCAGCGUUCAGCAAAGCAGAAGAAGCAGCGAGCACUACACACCCCGGCCCCACGACAGGUCGUCAAUCUUGGGCCCACUCCCGGCACUACAUACAGCAAGAAGAACGUUGAGGACGAUUACAUCUCGACUCGAUCCUCAUCCGGCGCCGCCAGCCCUGCCCCAAGGCCUGGCCCCGCGAGGCAGCCCCCGGUCAAAUCUGCGACUCCUCCACCGCCAAAGCCACCGCCGUCUGCUGCUGGGUCGCUUAUAUCUGAUUUGCUUCCUGUGCCGAAGCAGCAAAAAUCAAAAUCUACACCAGGUAGCCGGUCGUCGACGCCCGGGCCGGCUUCCAAGGCAGGAAAUGUCACCAAGAUAUCUAUAGCAGGCGGGACGCCUAUGCACGGCGCAUCGACGGCUGUUGCCGACCUUGAUGCUGCGAUACGUGCGCUCGAGAUCAGCACCAACCCUACCAAGGCAGGCAACAGUACCACUGCGGAUAUUGAGGCUCGACGGUGCAACUGCGUUGCUACGAGGCACCCGCUUCAGGGUGCGGCGCCAAACUGCCUUGGCUGCGGGAAAGUUAUCUGCUUGAAGGAGGGGCUUGGGCCAUGCACUUUCUGCGGUACGCCGCUGCUGUCAUCGGGUGAGGUGCAGGCCAUGAUCAGGGAGCUGAGGGAUGAGUUGGGCAAAGAGAAGCAGGCUGCGAACCGGGCGGCCAACAAGAAAGCCGAGGUAUCGACAACUCCAAGGCCCUUCUCAAAGCCCAGAGAGGCAUUCGGCCCACGGCCAGGAGAGGAUCCGUCGGUGGCAAUAUCAGCCGCCGAAGCAAAGGCGAGGGAGCAUCGCGAUAAGCUGCUCAACUUCCAGGCCCAAAACGCACGACGGACUACUGUUCGUGAUGAGGCCAGCGAUUUCGACGUUUCAAUGACGGCUAGCAUGUGGGCAAGUCCUGAAGACCGAGCCAGGGAGCUCAAGAGACAGCAGAAGCUGAUGCGUGAGAUGGAAUGGAAUGCUCGACCCGACUACGAGAAGCGCAAGCAAGUUCUCAGUAUCGACGUUGUCGGCGGCAAAAUCGUCAAGAAGAUGGUCGCUGCGGAGAGACCACCAAGUCCAGAACCUGCAGAAGAAGUCUCUAUGGCCCAAACUCUCUCAGCCUUGGCGGAGACAGAUGGCAACAGGGUUUCUGGCGGAGGAGCUUUCAGUAAGAAUCCUCUGCUACAUGGUCUUAUAAAGCCAGUGUAUGAUCUCAAAGGCAAGGGUGCAGAACUGGAGGGAAGAAAAGAAAGAAAGGCGCAUUGGAGAAGGGUGCAGGACGACCUUGACAACAAUGAGAACGUCAUUCUGGAUGGGGGCAUACACGGUGGCUCGAAAAUCGCAGCGUCAACUAAUGAUGAGCCAAACUGUGGAUAGCCAUAUGCAUGAGGUAGUCCAUAGUCCACAGUAAGUGACAAUCUCAAUACUGAACAAGCAAUCCACCAACAACAUGAAAUUCUUGACCCCCCAUUACCACUCGG
Messenger RNA from Pyricularia oryzae 70-15, 2117 nucleotides. RefSeq names its product C2HC5 finger protein. Gene Ontology annotation, cellular component: nucleus. Bases 358 to 2013 code for a protein of 551 amino acids. Gene Ontology annotation, molecular function: zinc ion binding. NCBI's taxonomy places the organism in Eukaryota, Fungi, Ascomycota, Sordariomycetes, Magnaporthales, Pyriculariaceae. The record is from RefSeq and is a predicted model, not a curated record. The transcript has a single exon. Gene Ontology annotation, biological process: regulation of DNA-templated transcription.